GCCCGGCUUUGUCCGGGCUAUGGGAGAGGGGGGUGACUGCAUCCCUAUGGAGGAGUGUCCCCAUUCCAGUGCCCGGGAUAUGGAUCCAUGGGGAUCGGAGGAGCCGGAGGAGCCGGAGCUGUUUGGGGCCGAGGGGGAGGACGAGGACCCCGAUCCCACCGGGAUGCGGACCCCCCAGAGCCCCAUUCCCAAGGACCCCAUUGAGGACGCUCCCAAUGGGACCCAACGGGAUCCGAUGCCCUGGACCACACUUCACAGCCGCGAGCAUCCGGUUGCCACGGCAACCAAGAGCAUCCUGGGAAUCUCCUUGGAAUUCCAAUGCUUGGAAUGUGGGAAGAGCUUCUCCUGCAGCUCCCACUUCAACAAGCACCGGAGGAUCCAUACGGGAGAGAAGCCAUUCCCAUGCCUCCAUUGUGGGAAGAGCUUCAACGUCAGCUCCAACCUCUACCGCCACCAACGUUCCCACUCUUCCCAAUCCCCAUCCCAUGGGAUCCGUCGGGAUCGAUCCCCCUUCCGAUGCUCGGAGUGUGGGAAGAGCUUCCCAUGGAGCUCCCACUUCCAUCGGCACCAACGCAUCCAUACGGGAGAGAAGCCCUUUGUGUGUCCGGAAUGUGGGAAGCGCUUCGGACGCAGCUCCCACCUCUACCGGCACCAACGCACCCAUUCCGGAGGCCGAUCCUAUAUCUGCACCUAUUGUGGGCAUUCCUUUGGGAGCAUCCCGCACUUCCAGCGCCAUCAGCGCACCCAUAGGGGGCAGCGGCCCUAUAAGUGCUCCCUAUGCCGGAAAGCCUUUGGGGAUGCUCCCACGUUGAUCCAACACCAGCGCCUCCAUCUGGUCGGGAAUACCGGGAAUGCCGACGGGAAUGGGAAGCCCUUCCAAUGUGGGGCCUGUGGGAAGAGCUUCUCCUGGAGCUCCCAUUGGCAGCGGCACCAACGCAUCCAUACGGGAGAGCGACCCUAUGAGUGCCGGGAUUGUGGGAAGCGCUUCGGGAGGACCUCGCACCUCUACCGGCACCAACGGAUCCACGAUGGAGGUCGGCCCCAUAUCUGUGGGGAAUGUGGGAAGAGCUUCAAUAGCACCGUCCACUUCCAGAAGCACCAACGGGGCCAUUCCCGACCUCGGGAAUGCCGGAAGAGCCCCAGUGAUGGAGCUGCUUUAUCCCAGCGAUCCCGGAUCCGUCGGGAUGGGGAGAGCUUCGGGAUCCGUCGGCACUUGGGGGGUCGUGGGGAGGAGGGGGGGGAGGAGGCUAUGGAGAUGCGGGAUCCCAUUGGGAAUAGGGAGGAGGUGACCCCCAUCCAUGGGCAUGGUGGGAUCCCAUUGGGAAUAGGGAGGAGGUGA
Messenger RNA from Melopsittacus undulatus (budgerigar), 1339 nucleotides. RefSeq names its product zinc finger protein 696-like. Lineage: Eukaryota; Metazoa; Chordata; Aves; Psittaciformes; Psittaculidae. Gene Ontology annotation, cellular component: nucleus. The transcript has 4 exons. Bases 20 to 1339 code for a protein of 439 amino acids. The record is from RefSeq and is a predicted model, not a curated record. Gene Ontology annotation, molecular function: DNA-binding transcription factor activity, RNA polymerase II-specific; RNA polymerase II transcription regulatory region sequence-specific DNA binding. Gene Ontology annotation, biological process: regulation of transcription by RNA polymerase II.